Messenger RNA from Pezoporus flaviventris, 2030 nucleotides. RefSeq lists its product as uncharacterized. Gene Ontology annotation, molecular function: G protein-coupled receptor activity; olfactory receptor activity. Lineage: Eukaryota; Metazoa; Chordata; Aves; Psittaciformes; Psittacidae. The record is from RefSeq and is a predicted model, not a curated record. Gene Ontology annotation, cellular component: membrane. Gene Ontology annotation, biological process: G protein-coupled receptor signaling pathway.
AUGCCCAGAGGCAGCAGAUGUCCAACGGCAGCUCCAUCACCCAGUUCCUGCUCCUGCCAUUCGCACACACACGGGAGCUGCAGCUCUGCCACUUCUGGCUCUUCCUGGGCAUCUCCCUGGCUGCGCUCCUGGGCAACGGCCUCAUCAUCACCAGCACAGCCUGUGACCAGCACCUCCACACCCCCAUGUACUUCUUCCUCCUCAACCUCUCCCUGCUGGACCUGGGCUGCAUCUCCACCACUGUCCCCAAAUCCAUGGCCAGUUCCCUCUGGGACACCGGGGCCAUCUCCUACACAGGUUGUGCUGCACAGCUCUUUUUCUUUCUCUUCUUCAUCUCAGCAGAGUAUUUUCUCCUCACUGUCAUGUCCUACGACCGCUACGUGGCCAUCUGCAAGCCCCUGCACUAUGGGACCCUCCUGAGUAGCAGAGCUUGUGUCCACAUGGCAGCAGCUGCCUGGGGCAGUGGCUUUCUCACUGCUCUUCUGCACACGGCCAAUACAUUUUCACUACCCCUCUGCCGAGGCAAUGCUGUGGAGCAGUUCUUCUGUGAAAUCCCCCAGAUCCUCAAGCUCUCCUGCUCACACUCCUACCUCAGGGAAGUUGGGCUUCUUGUGGUUGCUGUCCUGAUUGUUAUUGGCUGUUUUGUUUUCAUUGUGGGGUCCUAUGUGCAGAUCUUCAGGGCCGUGCUGAGGAUGCCCUCUGAGCAGGGACGCCACAAAGCCUUUUCCACGUGCCUCCCUCACCUGGCCGUGGUUUCCCUCUUUGUCAACACUGCUGUCUUUGCCUACCUGAAGCCCCCCUCCAUCUCCUCCCCAUCCCUGGACCUGGUGGUGUCAGUGCUGUACUCGGUGGUGCCUCCAGCAGUGAACCCCCUCAUCUACAGCCUGAGGAACCGGGAGCUGAAGGAUGCUGUGAGGAAGCUGGUGAAUGGAUGGGUUUCAGCAACCAUAUACUGCUUCCUUUACCCUGCAAAGGGCUUCCAUUUUCCCCUCAGCAAUGACAAGGUGCAGGUUCUGUCUUUGAAUGAUUUCCUUGGAGAAAGGAACAAGAGAAACCACCCUGCUGCCUGGGAACUGGGAGCCUCUUGGACACUGAUGGCCUGGGAAAACUGGACUACGGUGACAGAGUUUGUUUUAAAGGGGUUCACAGAUUGCCUCGACUUCCAGGUUACUUUUGUGAUUUUCCUGCUCAUCUAUGUCACCACUGUGAUAGGAAACCCUGGCAUCCUUGCUGCAGUCUGGCUCGAUUCCCAGCUUCAGAGCCCCAUGUACUUCUUCCUCAGCCACUUGUCCUUCUUGGAUCUGUGCUACUCCUCCAUGGUGACACCCAAAAUGCUGCUGAACCUCUUGUCUGAAAGGAAGACUAUUUCUUUUGCUGGCUGCUUCCUACAGCUCUAUAUCUGCUGUUUUGCAAUCACAGAGUGCUACCUCCUGGCUGGGAUGGCGUAUGACCGCUAUGUUGCCAUCUGCAACGCCUUGCAUUAACCCAUCCUCAUGUCCAAGAAGGUCUGUGUUUCCUUCUUAGCUAGGUCCUAUGCAGUUGGGCUUUUUAAUUCAGCCGUCUUCACAGGCUUUGCAUUGAGGGUGUCCUUCUGUGGCCCCAAUGUCAUUGACCACUUCUUCUGCGAUGGGCCACCACUCUCAAAGUUGGCUUGCUCUGAUACUUCCCUCAACCAAGUGUUGCUGUUUGCUUUUGGGGGCUUCAGUGAGGUCACCACAAUAUCAGUCAUCCUCAUCUCCUAUGGCCACAUCCUCUUCACCGUCAUGAGGACAGGCUCUGUGCUGGGCAAAGCUUUUGGUACCUGUGCAUCCCACCUAGUGGCUGUCACCAUCUUCUAUGAGACCCUUAUCUUCAUGUACCUACGGCCCAGCUCCAGCUACAACGUGGGCAGGGACAAAAUAGUUUCUGUCUUUUACACCAUGGUGACCCCAAUGUUGAACCCUUUCAUCUACAGCCUGAGGAGCAAGGAGGUAAAGAGUGCUCUGAAGAGAACAGUGGGGAGAACGAUUACUUCCCUGCCAAAGUCGUAA